Molecule: messenger RNA, 1228 nt
Organism: Drosophila takahashii
Lineage: Eukaryota; Metazoa; Arthropoda; Insecta; Diptera; Drosophilidae
Product: alpha-tocopherol transfer protein
Cellular component (GO): membrane
Molecular function (GO): phosphatidylinositol bisphosphate binding
Source: RefSeq, a predicted model, not a curated record
CGCGAAUUAGCGUCGCACAGACGCGCUGUCUCGCUUAAAAAUAAUACACAACUCCGUCUCGCUCCCUCCCGGAAGUCCGAUAAUUCCGAUAGUUCUUGUGGGUGCUAGCGAUACCGCUUCAAAAUGGUCCAAUCGAACGAGAAAAACGAGGAUCAACUGAUGGCCAAGCGGAUCUCGGAUCUUCAGGAGUGGCUCAAGUCGCAGCCGCAAUUACCGCAGAAUAUAUCCCGUCUGCUUCUGCGACGCUUUCUGCACACGACUCGUGGCGAUCCAUCCGCCGCCCAGCGCCUCUUGGAACUCAAUUACGGACUGCGCAACAAGCAUGCCCACAUCUUCAUCGAUCGCGAUCCUCUGGACGACAGCUCUCAGCAGCUGCUGCAAGUCGCAGAUCUGGUGCCGUUGCCCGGUUUGACCCCGGAAAACAACAAGCUGCUCUUUUACCGCCUGAUCGACUUUGAUGCGGACAAGUUCAACUUCACGGCUGCGAUCAAGGUCUUCUUCAUGGUGGCCGACUGUCGCUUUGCGACGGAGGACGAGGAGCGCCUGUCGGAUGGGGAGAUACCCGUCUUCGACAUGGCCGGCUACACGCUGCGCCACCUGACCAAAACCGCCCUGGGUGCCCUGCGCGUCUACAUGAAGUUCGUCCAGGAGGCGCAUCCCGUGCGGCUCAAGGAGAUCCACGUGCUGAACUGCCCCUCGUUCGUGGACAAGGUGAUGGCCGUCGUGAAGCCCUUCAUCAAGAGCGAGGUCUUCAAGCUGAUCCACUUCCAUCUGCCGGAUGCCGAGACCCCGUAUCGUCACUUCCCGCGCUCCAUGUUGCCCGAGGAGUACGGCGGUGAGGCCGGGAAAAUGUCCGACCUGAAGCUCCAGUGGAUGCAGUUGCUCAAGGAGCAGAGGGACUAUCUGAUGGAUGUGGAGAACUGGCAGAUAAACAAGACCAAAAAGAAUGGUCAGCGAAAGUCGAGUGAUUCGGGCGUUACACAAAGUCUUCGAGCCCUGGAAAUCGAUUAGUCGCCGUGCGCACAACUGUACCUUUGGGUGUUUUCACAUUCUUCUGGGUUUUGCGAUUUCCCCUGAGUUACCUUUUGGGUUAUAGUUACAUAAUUCCAAUUAUUAGCCCAGAGGCACUUUUUCCAAAUCCUCGUGAAUGUGAAAAUCUAUUGUAUUUCUUUUUGUUCUCGUUUUCGUUCUACGGCUCUAUGUAAAUAUACGCUAUGCUUAAAGAGAA